This is a messenger RNA of Podarcis lilfordi (Lilford's wall lizard), 23947 nucleotides long. The record is from the annotation of a GenBank genome assembly. NCBI's taxonomy places the organism in Eukaryota, Metazoa, Chordata, Lepidosauria, Squamata, Lacertidae.
GGCGCGCGCGCGGGGGCCGCUGGGGCCGAAAGCGGCCGGUGGCGGAGCGGGGGGAGGGGAGCCCGUGGCGGGCGCUCCCUGGAGAAGGAGGGUACGUGGGGAUGCGGCGUCACGUGUACGGGCGGGGAGAGGGGGCCGGGUGCGCCGCGGGAGUGGGGCAGCGGGGUCCUGGCGGGAGGCGAGAGGGGGCCCGAGGGACCGGGCUGGGCAGACGAGAGCGGGCCAGGAAGAAAACCGAGCGGCGGGUUUCAGGCAGAUCCCGUCAGCAUCCUGGGCUUUAGGUUGUUGCACAAUAUUAAAAAGUGUUGAUUUUGAACUUGACCUUAAAACUCAGUCCUGUUCUUGUCUCUGGUGCGUUCCAUCUUUUGGGGUGGUUUUUAAAAUAAUUUUAUUAUUAAUUAAAACACUACUUUCUCAGUCUCAAGGCAGCAUGCAACAACAUUAUUGAUUAAAUUUGCAGGCGACCCUUCAUCCAUACAUCUCAGAGCAGUUCACAACAUAAAAAUAUAGCAGCCACUUUAAAAUCAAUACAGAUAAAAAGGAGAAUGCACUCAUAAACCAGGGCAAAAUUAAAGCAGUGUUGCAAACUCAGAUAUACAAGCUAGAUGCCAAAUGGCUCCUUAAACCAGGGUUUCAGUCGCCAAAAAGGAAUGCCUAGUUACCAUUUUUCAGCCAGAAGGCUCAAAAGUCGUAUUUUUCAAUAAGAUUUUUUGAUUCCUGAAAUUCAUUCUUCUUGUGCAGAUAAAAUAUAACAGAUAGAAUUCUACAGGGUGUGUUGCUAAUGUGUGAAAGCAGUCCAGAUCCAGGCAUGGACCUCCAGAGGGUGGAGAUGUCAGGUGCCAUCCUGGUGCUCAGGCAGCUUCACUUGGUCGCAAGUGGCUGAUAGCCAGGUGCAAAAUGUGCCUGGCAAAUUUUGAACGCUGAGUUAAAGCAUAACAAACUGCUGGAAUGAAGCACCAAUGAAGGCCGAUUCAUUUUUGUUUGUUUUUUUUAAAGAAUUUUUUAUUAAGUUUUCAGUAAAAAAUUAAACAGAAAAACAUAAAAAAGAAAAACACAAAUACACAUAAAAAAAAUACACAAUACACAGUACAUAAUCCAAGAAAGAGAAAAAAAGAAACAGAACAAUUAAACACAAUCACCUUUUCAUUUCCGUGUUUAAAUUUACUUACUUUCUGGACCUCCUCAUACCUCCCUCUUUUGUAUUCCAGUCCAAAUUGUUUGUCCAGCAAUUUCUUUUCCACUUUUUUAAUCCCAAUCUUUAAUCGUUAAUAUAAUAUAGCAUUAAAAUUUUACCUCUUAAAAUACCAAAUUUCCAUUUCCUUAAACUUCUUUAAUCCUAAUCUUUAAUCUUAAUCUAUCUAUAACUUUAAAUCCUGUACAGCUGGAAACCACUUAUUUUCAAUCCAACAUCAUUCUAGCAUUCUUUAAUUUUGCAGUGUUUCUGUAGAUAGUCUUUGAAUUUCUUCCAAUCUUCCUCCACCGACUCUUCUCCCUGGUCACGGAUUCUGCCAGUCAUUUCCGCCAGUUCCAUAUAGUCCAUCAGUUUCAUCUGCCAUUCCUCCAGCGUGGGAAGUUCUUGUGUCUUCCAAUACUUUGCGAUAAGUAUUCUUGCUGCUGUUGUGGCAUACAUAAAGAAAGUUCUAUCCUUUUUUAUCACCAUUUGGCCGACCAUGCCCAAGAGAAAGGCCUCUGGUUUCUUAGGAAAGGUAUAUUUAAAUACCUUUUUUAAUUCAUUAUAUAUCAUUUCCCAGAAAGCCUUAAUCUUUGGGCAGGUCCACCAAAGGUGAAAAAAUGUACCUUCAGUUUCUUUACAUUUCCAACAUUUGUUAUCGGGCAAAUGAUAGAUUUUUGCAAGCUUGACUGGGGUUAUGUACCACCUGUAUAUCAUUUUCAUAAUAUUCUCUCUUAAGGCAUUACAUGCCGUAAAUUUCAUACCUGUGGUCCACAACUGUUCCCAGUCAGCAAACAUAAUGUUGUGUCCAACGUCUUGUGCCCAUUUAAUCAUAGCCGAUUUUACCGUUUCAUCCUGAGUGUUCCAUUUCAGCAGCAAGUUAUACAUUCUUGACAAAUUCUUAGUUUUGGGUUCUAACAGUUCAGUUUCUAACUUUGAUCUUUCCACCUGGAAGCCAAUUUUCUUGUCCAAUUUAAAUGCCUCCAUUAUCUGAAAAUAAUGAAGCCAGUCUCGCACUUUGUUUUUUAGUUUUUCAAAGCUCUGCAAUUUCAGUCUAUCUCCAUCUUGUUCCAAAAUUUCCCAAUAUUUCGGCCAAUUGACCUCCUCCAUAUUGAGCUUUUUCAAGGCUUUCGCUUCCAUUGGUGACAGCCACCUUGGGGUUUUAUUUUCUAACAAAUCCUUAUAUCUUAUCCAAACAUUAAACAGCGCUUUCCUGACAAUGUGGUUUUUAAAUGCUUUAUGUGCUUUGACCUUAUCAUACCAUAGAUAUGCAUGCCAUCCAAAUACAUUGUUAAAACCUUCUAAGAAGGCCGAUUCAUUUUUUGAAUCAUCACAUUUUUGUUUUUGACCACUGUGCAGCAUGCCAAUACAGAUCAGGGGCAGCCAACACGGUGCUCUCCAGAUAUUGUUGGGCUACAGCUCCCAUCAGUGCUGACCCUGCUGAGAUUCGGCUGAUCAGAGUUUGAGACCAAAACAUUUGAAGAGCCAAAGAGCUUCUGCCUCUCCUAUAUUACAGUACGAUCACAUGUUAUGUGCAUUUAACUUGUGUGAUUUCAACCAUACAUACAGUGGUGCCUCGCAAGACGAAAUUAAUCCGUUCCGCGAGAGUCUUCGUCUAGCGGUUUUUUCGUCUUGCGAAGCAAGCCCAUUGACGGAUUAGCGCUAUUAGCGCUAUUAGCGGUUUAGCGGCUAUUAAAGGCUUAAAGGCUUAGGGGAUUAGCUGCUAAAAGGCUAUUAAAGGCUAUUAAAGUCUUAGCAGAUUAGAUAAAGGGGGGGAAAAGCGAACAAAAAAUCUCAAGACUCGCAAGGUAUUUUCGUCUUGCGAAGCAAGCCCAUAGGGGAAUUCGUCCUGCGAAGCAACUUCAAAACGGAAAACCCUUUCGUCUAGCGGUUUUUCCGUCUUGCGAGGCAUUCGUCUUGCGGGGCACCACUGUAGUUGAAGGCCGGCUGGUUGAAAUUCAACAUGUUAAAUGAAAGCAAGGCAGACAGCUUAAAAGCUUUUUUUUGUGCCAGUGAAACCUGGUGCAAAAAGAGCUUUUAAGCUCUCUGCUUCGCUAAGGGGCAAGGUCCUCUCCACGCACCAGUUUUGGGAUGCUCUUGCAAGAUCUCGCAGGGCUUUUUGAGUUCCAACAAAAUCUUAUGUGAGCAUCCCUAGCAAGCAAGGCUAGGGAAAAGGGCUAGAGCGCUUUUCAUGCUGGGAGAAUCAAAGAACAUGGGUUAGUAAUGGCUUCCCACCUUAUGACUAAGUCAUGGAAAACACAUUUCUUGAUGUGCAAUGAGCGAAACAGCCCUGAUCCUAUAUAUUGGCUGAAAAUACCAUUUCAGAUGGAAGCUGUGUCUGUGACAAACAGAAUGCUUACUAACCUGUUGUAGUAUCUUCUGUUGAAGACUAUGAAAAGGAAUAGUUUGUUUAAUGAACUUCCAUUUUAAGUUGCUUACUGCUACAUUAGUUGAGUGAAUUCCCUUUUUAAGAGGCAGAUGUUAGCUUAAAAUGUUGUUUUUCAUUCUGCCAGGCCAUAGACCAAACAGACUGACUCCAGGUGAACAUGGCCUUCUACAGCUGUAACAUAUUCCUUGCAGUAGCUAGGUCCAGGUAAGAAAUUAAUUAUUGACAAUAUUUUGUGGACUAUAAUACAUCACUGUUUCAGUUGCCUAAAGCUUGGAAGAAGUGUGUCGUCAUCGUAGUGAGAAACAGCGCCACUCAUUAAACACAUUGGGUUGCAGGAAUGAUUAAUGGAAUACUCAGGGGCCAAUGAAGGUAUUUGCCCGUUCACCAAUACUGCUCAUACGUGAUCUUGUGCUGAGCUUCAAGGGUUUGUAGAUGCAGUAAGGAGUCUUUCGGCUUCUGUGUACCUCUGAACCCCAAUAUCAUUAUAGAGGAUUCCAGAUAAGGGCAGGAUCUUGUCUUUGCUGUUGCACUGGACUUCAGAGAUGCACAGAAGGAGCAAAGACUACUCUGCUUCCAAGUACCUCGGAAACCCAGCAUGGGCAAGACCCAAUUUCCUUCUUAAGCUGAGGAGAGGGAUGAGUACUGAUCACAAUAUUUUAAAGAUGUGUUCUUGUAUUUCUGCUAUGCCCUUUCUCCCAUAAAGGUACAAGGCAGACAAAACUACAAUUACAAAACACUUAAAACAUUUAAAAACAGCUGUACAGAAUAAACUCUCUCACACACACCCCUACACACAAAAUUGCACAAUACAGCAGGUGAGGAAUACUGCUCCAUCAGAUUCCAGUCACCCUUCUCUACAGGCAUGGACAAACUAGUGCAUCUUUAGUUGACGCCAAAGGCCUGCAAAAAUUUGGGCAGUACCAGUAUUUUUGGUAUUUUGUUACAGCAAUUAUUGUUUUGUCUCUUACCCCUCACAGGGGACCUCAUCUUCUUGUACACUCCAUCUGCUCCCCGUUCUCCCCAUCGGUUGUAUUUGCCCAGCUGUUGGAUUCCCACCUUAACCGAACAUACCUGAAGGACUCCGAGAGCCAGCAGCUGCUCCUCAGUGCGCAGCAGGGCAUCAGGUUACCUCAGUUGCUAACUAAGCCCAUGCGAAUGCUUCACACGUCAGCUUCCUGGCACCAAGAGCUUCAGGACAAAACUCAGCCUAGCCAAAGUACUGUAACAAAGGACACGGAGCUGGCCAAAGUUCCAGUGGACCAAGCGACAGAGACUGCCAAGAUACCGUUACGCCAGAGGAUUAUAGAUGAACUAAAACAUUAUUACAAUGGAUUCCAUCUGCUUUGGAUUGACACAAAAGUUGCUGCUAGGAUGGUGUGGAGGCUGUUACACGGGCAAGUUCUCACUCGGAGGGAAAGGCGAAGGGUGAGCAUUGAAUGGAAAGCACUCAGCAGUGGAGUCCCGUCCACUGGACCAAGCAAUCAAAUGAAUAUUUGGAGCUGACUGGCCCCUACCAUCAGAUUUUUGGGCUGGUUCCAAAUUUUUGUUCACUAGUCUGAUAAGGUUGCCAAACUUUUUGGCUCAGUGGGCACAUUUCAGAUUUGGGGGUGCCACUCACAAAGUGGCUGCCAUGUGGGGGGGAGUAUGGCAUAACACAGAAAUUAGAGAGGCAGUCAUUCCUGGCAACCUUAUGUGUACCAUAGGAUGUCAGCUAUGUCCUGAUUGUGGAAAUCACAUAAUAUGGAUUACACACACGCAUGCACACACACACACACACACACACACACACACACAGAUGCCUCUCUGAGUUCAUGUGCAGGACGUGAUGAUGACUUCUCUCCCUGUCUUGUUUCCAGUAUUUGAGGCCAGGUCAUAGGCAUCACCUUUCUCCUUGGGGGAAACUCAGGAUUGCUGCUUCAAGAGGGGAGACGAUCACCCUUCCCUCCCACGCUCCUCUGAGCAAACCGUCUGACACAGCAUGGCCUAGGAGAGAUGGUCUCUGAUCAGCUGCUUUCUCAAAUACUCAGCUGAAAGGUUGAUGCUACUUUUGCUGGGGGAGCAGGGAAAGGCACAAUUACGUAAACAAUCCUAAGUUAAUGUUGUUAUCUCUCCCCACACAACGAAAUAAGCCCAUUGAGGUGGUGCUUUUCAGGCCUGAGAGUUUUUAACUUGUGCAGGAAAAAAGCACAUAUUGAAAUCAUUAUGCUAAUUUAUAGCACAGUUCAAUUUGUGAUUUCUUGUCAUUAAUAAAAUUGCGCAUUUGGCUUGCUGUGACAAAAUACUAGUUUCAAAAAAUAUUUUUUAAAAAUAUUGUGUACUGUCAAAGUUAAUCCCUGCAGGACAGAGUAAAGAACCGUUGGUCCUCCGGAUGUUGUUGGACACCCCCUCCCAUCAGCCCCAGCGACCACGGCCAGUGAUCAAGGAUAGACAUAGACAACAAAUCUCAGAGUUGGAAGGGACCAUGAGGGCCCUCUAGUCCAACCCCCUGCAAUGCAGGAAUAGGCAGCUGUCCCUUAGGGGGAUCGAACCUGCAGCCUUGGUGUUAUCAGCACCAAGCUCUAAGCAACUGAGCUUGCUUUUUAAAAUAUAUUUUAAGAUGUAGAAGGGGAAAUUCUGUUUCAAUGUGGCUCUUAAGGUUGCUAAUUUAAAGUGAAUAAAAGGUAAAUCCCCUUCUUCAGGGCUAAAUACAUGUUAUUGUCCUAUUUUUAACUGGCAGAACUUUCAUUAUUUAUUCAGCUCCUAAAAGUGUAUGUUGCUUAGGAAUUGCAAUAAUGUACCUACCUUUGAUGGCUUAUUCUUUGAAGCCCAGUUCUAUAAUUCUUGAAGGAACCUUUUCACAGAAGUCAAAUCUCAACAGUUUAGUACUGGUUUUGAAGCAUAGUAUUUAAGCAAAUCAAACAUUGUUUGACAAGCAUGCAAUACUGAAAUAAAAAGCAUUUUAAAGCUGCUAUAUGUCAGUUUAGUAUGUUGAUUUGUACGAACCAGGAAAACUUAGUUAUACAACAUAAAUUUCAGUUUUUAUUGAAAAACAAUAGUGGAUUUACCUCAAUUUAGAAAUGUGCAGCUACAUUUCUUUCAACAAAAGUGAAUUACUAUGUUGCAUUAAUGUCAACAAGCAUCAGACAUGAUGAGAGUUCUAGUUCUUCAGCCUUUGGAGAGCCACAGGGUCCUCUCUUCUAGAUAACUCAGUUUAACUGCUUCUGUACAUCUAAGUCCUGCAAAAGAGAGACUCUCCUUUUUCCAUUUCAUGCUUUCAAGAUUUUGUGCAAUCUUAUAUUUAUAUGAAGAUGCUGUUUGAGGCACCAUUUUCUUCUCAGAUUGCUUAGCCAUGCCUUAAAGAAAUAAAUCUGAAAGAAGUGUAGCUUAUAAUUUUAAAAUCAUAUCAGCAUAGCUUUAGCAAAAUGAAAGAUGGUGUCAUAAACAAGAAAAUGGGAGCUAGCUUAACAUUUCUCCAGCCAUAUAGGAGACUAAAAUCCUGCCUCAACAAAAUUAUUUGAAAGACAUCUUAAAAACAAGUAGGGAAGUGCAUUGCAAAGCUUCUCUGAAAUUCCAGAGCAACAAAAAGGCACUUAGCCUUGCUGAUGUCACCUUCCUGGUUCUUUUGAGCAGGGCCUCUGCUGACAAGUUGAAUGCAUAGGAAGAGACUCUGUUGUUCUGCUUUGUGUCUUAACCUCUGCAGCUGAUGAGAACAUCUGCUGAUCUUUUCCGGCUGGUUCCCUUUUUGGUGUUCAUCAUUGUGCCCUUCAUGGAAUUCCUCUUACCUGUAUUUCUGAAACUGUUUCCUGAGAUGCUGCCUUCAACCUUUGAAACCGAAUCUAAGAAGGUCAGUAUGAAAAGCAGCUCAGCCUUCGCCUCAACCACAGCGUAUCAUAGCAUGAUGUGGCGCCACUGUGUCAGGAAUUGUCUGCCUCCAACUCUGCUGCAUCUGUUUGCUGUAUGGGAAUCAAUGUCUCCAUAAGCUGUAUGAAGGGGGAUAGAGAGGCCCAAGUUCAAAUCCUCUUGGCCUUGGGCUGAACACACUUGUACGUACACUCUCUUAACCCACAAGGUUAUUCUUAGGAUAAAAUGGACAAGUGGGAGAUCCUAUACACUACUCUGAGCUUCUUGAAAGAAGGAUAGAAUAAAAGGAUAAUAAGUCAGAUAUGGGUAAAUGCCAGGCAUUAUGCUUUCACAAGUGGGGAUGAGAAUCCUAGGCAUAACUUGAUACCUGCAACACCUAGCAAUCUAGGUGUGCAAUCUACAUCUCAGAAUAGAGUCCCAAAUGGAACUGAGUCUUCAUGGCGUCAAGAUCCAGCCCCCUGCCUCCUUUUGUAGCAUCUUGCUGAUGAAGAGUUUGGGAAAAUGCAAAAGCUUGUUCACUCCUAACAAAAGUAUUGCCCAACAGUGGAUUUGGGAAUGAAAUAAUAGAAUAAAAUAUAGGCAGCAACCAUUUUGGUACGUUCAGUUGAUGCACACCCACCAAUGCACAGCUCCCUUUGGACACAAGAGGGUGGAAUGGGAUGAGGUGUGUUUAUGCGUGCUCCACCAAUGCGCGUGGGGGCCAGGAACAGAACCUGCGCACAAAAUGGUUGCCACCUAUAGAGAGGAACAGGCACCUUGAUGGAGUUAAAGCAGCAGUCAGGAAAACUGUACUUCUGUAUCUCACAGGCAAUUUUAGCAUUCAUGCUCAUUAAGAACCUACAGUACAGUGGUGCCCCGCAAGACGAAUGCCUCGCAAGACGGAAAAACCGCUAGACGAAAGGGUUUUCCGUUUUGAAGUUGCUUCGCAGGACGAAUUCCCCUAUGGGCUUGCUUCGCAAGGCGAAAAUAUCUUGCGAGUCUUGAGAUUUUUUUUUCGCUUUUCCCCCCCUUUAUCUAAUCUGCUAAGCCUUUAAUAGCCUUUAAUAGCCUUUUAGCAGCUAAUCCCCUAAGCCUUUAAGCCUUUAAUAGCCGCUAAACCGCUAAUAGCGCUAAUAGCGCUAAUCCGUCAAUGGGCUUGCUUCGCAAGACGAAAAAACCGCUAGACGAAGACUCUCGUGGAACGGAUUAACUUCGUCUUGCGAGGCACCACUGUAGUACCUCUAGCAAGUCUUUGAUCUCUUGUUAUCUCCUAUAAAUUUAAGCCAUGAAAAAUAACAGUGGAACAGAAACUGACUAGCUGUGAGCAAAAGGAUAAUAUUGGCAUAUCUUACAACACAGAAGGCUCACCUGUGGCCUUGCAGAUGUUACUAGACUAUAAUUCCCAUCGUCGCUGACCGUUGGCCAUGCUGGCUGAGGCUGAUGGGAACUAGAGUCCAACAGCAACUUUAGGGCCCCAGGUUAUUUCUUGUCCCGUGACCCUGCCUUAUAGGGUUCUCAGCCACGACUGGACCUAAUGGUCAGGGGUCCUUUUACCUUUACCUUUUUAAGAAGUACUGAAAAAGCUUUUGAAUAUUUGAAAUCGUUAGAUAACUGCAAAUGUUUAUUAUUAUUUGUAUUAAGGAAGAAAAGCAGAGAAAGAAACUGAGUGCAAAGUUGGAACUAGCCAAAUUCCUGCAGGAGACCAUCGCAGAGCUGGCCAGAAGAAACAAAGCCAGUACUGGAGAAGCCACGAAGCAAUUCUCUUCUUACGUUCAGCAGGUACAGACUUCUACUGCCCAUCAGCUGAUGGCUGGCUGGCAGCAUGCCUUGCUCCAGCAAAGGAAGGAACUGUCAGACGCCCCACGCUUACACCCCCAUCCCCACCUGACAUCACGGGUGACAUCGGCUGAGGGCGGCUGGGCAUGGCUUCCCAAAAUUGGUCUUGUGGGCCAAAUUUGGCCUGCAGGCUGGAGAUUCCUCAGCCUUGUUCUAGCGGAAAGUAUUUGAAUCCCCUCGCCACAAUAAUGUAGGUAGGUUUUGGAGACCACAUAGAAGCUAUGUCUUCCUAUUUAGGCAUAGGAAACUCUUCCCAACAUUGUUUUCUUGUUUUUGUUUUUACUCAUUACUUGAGGGUUUAGUGCAAUAUAUCAGUUGCACUCAAAGUCAGUACUGUACAUAGAUUCCACAUCGAGCGUCUGUCUGUAGCAGCACAUUCCUCAGCUUAUACUUCCAACAAUGUUUUGAGAUUGAGUAAUCCCAAGGCCUCCAUAAAACGUAUCUGUUGGUCUUGCCAAAUUUCAGGACCUUUUGAGAAGAGAUUCUCCAUGUCCUGAACAUUAUAUGUGCACUAAGGAAAGAACUUCCAGUUGUUUGUGGAGCAUGUAUGGGAGGAGAAGGAGGAGGACACAUUCUUGCUGGAAUCUUAUUCAUUGCUUUGUACAGGUUCGGCAUAGUGGCCAGCAGCCCAGCACCCAGGAGAUUGUGCGGUUUUCAAAGCUAUUUGAGGAUGAGCUGACCCUGGAACACUUGGAGCGGCCACAGCUGGUGGUCCUCUGCAAAUUGCUUGAACUGCAGCCCAUUGGCACUAAUAACCUCCUCCGCUUCCAGCUUUUGAUGAAGCUCAGGUCUAUCAAAACAGAUGAUGAAGUAAGAGACCAAAAAAAAAAAAAGAAAAUGUUAACAGCUCUCUGCCAGUCAUUUCUCUCUUCUGAUACCUGAGUCUGAAAGGUGCAAUCAUGCCCAAGUCUCAGUGCUUUGGGCUGACAGAUUAUGUUUUCCACAAUCUGUGAAGGUAAACACAAAGUGCUGUGUCUGAACUCCCAAUUACUUUCAUGUAGUGGAAGCAGCAAGUGCUGCCUAUUUUCUUUCUCGCCAUCCUAAGACUCCAGAAUAUUUCAGUUGGUCUACAUAACAAGCUUUCAUUUAAAAACCUAUAGUAUUCAGAGAAAGUUGAAAAAGUUAAGCUUUGUACAAGGAUGCUGGAAUUUAAUACAGAUGUCUGCAAGGUCACCCUCUAAUGGAUAUGGCAAUGUGGUUCUGUGCCAUAACAUCAGAUUCCUGCACUGAAAGGGGUUGGACUAGAUUACCCUCGGGGUCCCUUCCAACUCUACCAUUCUGUGAUUCUAUCAUCUCUGCCACCAAGGUACAUUUAAGCAGUUUGCUGCCCCGCUAAUACUGAAACAGUUCAACCAAUGACGGUGACAGGAGACUUGAAGCCACCUCAUUCCCACCCAUAUGCAGUCUUAAUGUGAGGUCAGAGCAGCUCAGCCAAUGGCAGGAAGAGGCAAGGCAGGCAGAGAUUCAAGAUGUAGGCAGAUAUUGCAGGUGUGAAUAAGUUAGAUGGCGAGGAAGAGUUUUUACAGGAGAAUUAAAAAGACAGGCCAUGUAACAACAACAACAACAAUAAUAAUAUAAAAAAUAAUUUAUUUAUACCCCACCCAUCUGACUGGGUUUCCCCAUCCACUCUGGGCUGCUCCCAACAGAAUUAAUGAUGAUGAUGAUAUGAUAAAACAUCAGACAUUUAAAACUUCCCUAAACAGGGCUGCCUUCAGAGGUCUUCUAAAGUGAAAUAGUUGCAAACCCAUAGCACUACCCCCCACUCUAAGAAAAUCACAUCUGACAUCACAUGUGUGAUAAACCAAAUGGAACUCCUGUUUAGAAAAAAAAAAAACAGAACGGUUAAUAAAGGCAUUAGAACACACAUUACCAACAUCAUCAUAACACAAUUACACUUUUAAUCCAACAUGGUAAAAGCUUUUUCCCAAUCCAUUAAGGUUUCUUCAGGUCUCCUGCUUCCUUCUUGGUGCACACUCCAGCCCAGGGGUCGGCAGACUAAGGUCCAUGGGCCGGAUCAGGCCCAAUUGCCUUCAGGAUCCGGCCCACGGACUGUCCGUGGAUGGGCGUGGGGAUUCUGUUCAUUCGGGCUGCGCCACUUUUAUUCCUGCGCCAUUCCAUCCCCCCCGCCCCCCGUGAUGGUGGUGCCUCCUGACUUCUCCCUGCCCUGCCUAGAGGAGGAAGGGGGCUGGGCUGAGCUGGCUGAGCGCCAUUUUAAGCAGCCCCCUCUCCAGAGCAAGCCCUUUUGCGCCACUCGUCUUCCCUCUGCCAUUGCUGCCCUGGUGCUGCUGUGGGCCAGAGAACAGAGCGGACGAGCUCACCCCGCCUCCCCACGAGAAGAAGCUGCGGCAGCAGCCCCUGGGAAGGUAUGCGCAGCAGGUGGGGAGGAGGACUUCUUGCCCCCCAUGCCUCUUCUUCCAGCUCCCCCCCCCCCCCCGGUGCCGCUUCUCCGGUCCACCACAAGGUCUGAGGAAAAGUGGACUGGCCCGCGGCUAAAUUUCCCCCCCAACCCCUGCUCCAGCCUGAUCUGCAUUACAAAAAUAGCUUUCAAACACAUAAACAGAGUAAUUCUAAAAAUGUUAAACAGUCAAAAAUAAUAAACAUGCAAAAAAAACCCCCUGUGUUUCAAAAUCUGUUGCAAAGACGACUUCGGCCCAGUAUACCUGAAGGAGCGUCUCCACCCCCAUCAUUCAGCCCAGACACUGAGGUCCAGCACCAAGGGCCUUCUGGCCCUUCCCUCACUGCAAGAAGCGAAGUUACAGGGAAGCAGGCAGAGGGCCUUCUCGGUGGUGGCACCUGCCCUAUGGAACGCCCUCCCAUCAGAUGUCAAGGAGAUAAAGAACUAUCUGACUUUUAGAAGACAUCUGAAGGCAGCCCUGUUUAGGGAAAUUUUAAUAUUUGAUGAAUUAUUGUAUUUUUAAGAUUUUCCUGGAAGCCGCCCAGAGUGGCUGGAGAAACCCAGCCAGAUGGGCAGGGUAUAAAAAAUUAUUAUUAUUAUUAUUGCUACUACUACUACUACUUGCAAGAAGAAUUCCUGCAGCAAAAGUGAACAAACCCAAACCCCUGUCCCUUGCCCUCCCCCCCCCAUCAGGUAGCUGGCUGCAUGGCCCUUUGCCUUGGGGUUUCUUAGAGUUUUCCGGCUUGAGUGACUCACACUGCUACAUAGAGUUCCUUAUGGCAUUUUCACAAAGUUUUCAUUUCAAGCAAGUUAAACAACUACUUUGGUGCCAAACUCAUAGGUUCUGCUUCUCUGGUUGUGAGUCAGAAACAUUAAACUCACACCCCAGUCCCAAAAUAGUUCCUGUACGGUCUUUUAGGUUAGUUAAUCAGGGACACCCAUUGUUUAUCUGAAAGUGAUUGAGUGCUGGCUAGACUGAAUCAGCUAAAGUGUCUCCAUAAUGCUUCUUCUCUCACUUUCUAUGGCCACAAAUUUUCAAACUUGCAUAACCACAGCUGUGCAUAACUACAGCUUUCAGUUACUAAGACUAGGACUCGUAACCAAAUAGGGAUUUUGAUUUUUAAUCAGUAGGCUGAUUUUAAACUUGCACAUUGCUAAAACUUGGAUAGAGGUGACUUUUGAUGUAUUGACAGAAGCACGAUAACCUAAUAAACCCAAAGCUAUGAUUUGUUGUUGGAAUGAAAGGCCACGUGUAAUUUUUUUUUAAAAAAAUAUUUGAUUUUCAAGAAUAUAAACAUAUAACAAAACCAAUUCCGAAUCCAAAUAUUGAGAUUUCUCUAAAUCUCCUGACUUCCCCCCAUCCUAUUUUCAACUGCAUAUCAAUACCUCUCCAAAUAUUUUUAUCUUUCUAAGUUAUCCAUACAUUCUCUUACAUUACAAGAGUGUUUAAAAUCCUGCUAAUGUUUUAACCUGCUUACAAUAAUCUUGUAUAUACAUUAUAAAUAGUCCAUCAACUUGGUUUGCCAUUCUUCUCUGGUUAGGGUUGUCUCUCCUUCUAUCUCUGGGCUACUAACGUCCGUGCGGCUAUUGUCAAGUACAUGAACAGUUUUUUCUGGUCCUUUGGAAUUUUGGUACCUAUAAUUCCUAAUAAAAAGGCUUCUGGUUUUUUAACAAAAGUUAUUUUAAACUUUUUUUUCAUUUCAUUAUAUAUAAUUUCCCAGAAAGUUUUAACUACAAGUCCACCACAUAUGAUAAAAGGUACCUUCUUUUUCUUUACAUUUCCAGCAUAUGUUUGUACUUGUUCUAUACAUUUUUGCUAAUUUUACUGGGAUCAAAUACCACCAGUACAUCAUUUUAAUAUAGUUUUCUUUCAGUGAAGAACAUGUCGUAAAUUUCAGAUCUGUUUUCUAUAGCCUCUCCCAGUGUAUUUGACCUGUUCAUCUUUUGUAUGCCAUUCCAUUCCAUGGCAUAUGAAUGGAAUGGUGUAAUAUUUUUUUUCUUUUCAAAAAUAGUUUAACCCUCUGCAUUGCCAGGAAAAGGCUCUUUGUUUUACUCUUAGUGCUUCAGUUUGUUUCUAUAGUAUGUGUCAGUGAGAGAGUGUUACCUUCUGAGGUCACCACUUGCUGAAAGGGAUGGUGGCCUGAUUUCCAAAAGAAGAAGGUGGUGCUAAUUUGAUCUCUCUUUGCUAUGUGCAGAUGAUUGCCAAGGAAGGUGUUAAUGGCUUGAGCGUGUCUGAGCUGCAAAGUGCCUGCAGAGCCAGAGGAAUGAGGUCCUUGGGCCUCACGGAGGAGCAGCUGAAAGAGCAACUCAACCAGGCAGGUUGGGGAUGAGGGAGGGUGGGGAAUCAGCUCCGAGAAGAGAAUUACUCUUUUGUAUUAAAUUUAUAUUCUACCCUUCCUCCCAAAGGAGCCCAGGGCAGCAAGCAACAAAGGAGCAAAAGAAUUAAAAUAAAGCAAAACAUUAAGAAAGCUAAAAACAUUUAAAAACAGUCAGCUACCCCCCACAACUAAUAAUUUCAAGGUUGCCAGGAACAGCAUUCAUUAUUCUGAAUAAUUUCCCCCCUGCAUCUCCUAGAUGUGCACAAAAUAUACUACAAGCUUAAGCCCAAGUUUAUCCCAUAGAUUCGUGGAGGAGGAGAGAUCUACUCAUCGAUAUCUGCAGCAUCCAGAAUCAGGAGAGGAGCUGGCCCUGCAGGCAGUGAGGGGGUGGCAGGGAAUGGAGAGUGGGGAGAGCACGGCUGCUUGCAGGCUUCCCAUAGCAUCUCGUUGGUCCCUGUUAGAAGAUGCUGUGUUCAAUGGCCUGGUCCAGCAGCUAGGUUCUUCUUCUAUUCUUAUGUCAUAACAGAGUACAUCAUCUGAUAUAACAGGACCCUUAGGGUCUCUAACAGAAAGCAGUGCUGCUUUUAUGGCUAAAUCCCAAUUGGAUCAACUUAGUUUCCCCAGUGCUAUUCCCCAUUUUCAGACUUUAGUCUUACAUAUUUAAACAUCCUGUUCCAAAUUAUGUGAGAGCCCAAAUGAGCUGAAAUGGGUACCAUUUCACAUGAGUCAGCAAUUAUUGGUAGGAGAUUCAGCAUACCAGGAUUAGAUCCUGUGCUGAAGGAUCUGAGUUCUCUUGAGCAAGACAGAUAUGGUUUCAACAUCUGUGCUUCAAAUUCCAAAUUCCACCACUUAGCUGAAAGCUAGCUUAAGCUGCCUUGUAAUUUUGCACUCCAGCAUCCCUAGGUGGCCUUCACAUGUCCCCACUGCCUUUUCUGCUGGGAGCUUACAGGAAAGUGUGGGGCCUCAGGUGGAUGCUGAAAUGGUGGAGCCCCAUAUUUUCAUAUCGUUGAGGAACCUCUGGCAUCUUUAGGUCUCCCCUUCCCCUGGGUGAGCUGCUGUGUGCUCUCCGUUGGACUUGACCUCAGGCCAGCAUGAGUCCAUAGGAUAUUCCGGGGCAAACUCCAGCAGCCCCAUCUCUGCAGAGGCCUGCUUUGCCUUGAACUCUUACUCUAAAGCAUUGUGGGAAAGGAACACAGGGAUGUUGCAGGAUUUGCUUUUCAGUUUAAACAAUUUAAGAAUGAAAUGGAUCAGGCAGAAGAUAAAGCAAGCAUGGGCAGGCUGCCUAAUGUUAGUUGAGAUGCCAGCCUCUAUCUGAACAACUGUGUAAAGGGAGGUUGCUUGUCCAUGUGGGAAGGUGGCCCAUGCUCCAACACUUGCGCAUGGAUUUUUCAGGCUCACUAAAAUGCAAUUCCCCACCACAGUUUAAAUCAAAAUUCUCUGACACCGUCUUUCUCUUGUUUCUUUCUGCUACACAGUGGCUAGAUCUACAUCUUAGAGAAAAUGUUCCCCCUUCUCUGCUGCUACUUUCUCGUGCCUUAUAUUUGACAGAGGUGAAGCCCAAGCCUCUUGUGAAUCCAGCUGAGGUGAGCAGGAUCGACAGCAGCAGUGUUCAAGAAAUGGACCUGAUGGCUUCCUGAGGAGGAGUGGGUUUGUGAGGCUGACAGGGAUGACCUAGAACCACUGCAGCAGAGUUUUUACAAGAGGGGCAGACCCACCAAUAGGUGUGGGGAACUGUUCCUUCCCCAGUUUUAGACUACACAUGAUUAUUUCGCAGGAGCACUUAUGGCUAAAAGGUAUAAAGAAGUAAAUAUAACAAAUGCUCUUAAUACACACCUUGUUAGGUCCAGUCUAAGUUAGUUGAAUUUGGGUCCUGAUGAAACCAAUCAAUUUUGUCAUGACUUUUUAGUUCCUGUUGAUGUCAUUGGAACCGAAGUCCAGCUAACUUGCGGCUGAAUCCUGUACCCGUUGGCCCAGAGUCUCAUUAAGUCUAAGUAAGAUUUAUUCCCAAGAGAGUAUAGCAUUGCAGCUUUAAUCCUGAACGUGUCUGUGAAGUUCGAAAGGUGGCUCUUGAACUCUCAUCUCUCCUCCCUCCCCUGCACCUGAAAACUGAAAUGGCACCUCCUGAGUGAAUUAGACAGUUUGGGAAACCCCGUGUUUUGUCCUGCAUCAAUAAUGUCCUCCUCUGUAUGGGUAUCUGCUGCUUCCUUCAAGGCGAGUCCCAAGAAUGCAGAUCUCAGGAUGCAUAAAAUCUUUCACAGACUUCUUCCUUCCUGACAGCAUCUGCACACAAUUCCCAAGCGACACACUUUGUUUCUUGUGGGUCCAAGUCUCAGAGACGGGUGCUGUAAACCCAAAUUAGCACUGCAGGAAAGCCUUAACAUUUCCCCUCUGUAGAUAAUUAGGGUGAAGGCAGUCUUGCUUCACUGAGAUCUAGAAAGCAAAUGGUGACACCAAGCUUUCUGUUCUUGCUUUAGCCUCUGAAGACCGAGGGUGAUGCAGACACAGAUGAUGAGGAUCAUGAGACCUUGUUGGAUUCUGCCCCCAAAGUACAGGAAAGAAAGGUGAGAAAUGGUGUGUGCUCUUUGGGUGUUUUCUCAAAGCUUCUCCAAUAAUUAGGCUCAUAAGUAACUAAAAGGGUGUUCACCAGUUGCCCUCAUGGUGUAGUAGCAUUUCUUUCUUGAAGAACACCAGGGCUCUCGCAACAAAAUGGCUUGGGUUCAUCGUUCUAUUUUUUCCUUCGGAAUCUUGGCCUACAAACCAGUUCUCUGACCUUAUUUCUCUUUCUUCUCUUGAAGAGUGAAGAAUUUAUAUUGCAGCCAACAGAGAAAUUACCAGUUCCUGAGGUGUCAGUCAAGCCUCCUGCAGGAGAGGUGAGUUUUACCUCUUUGCCUCUUGCACUACAGCUUGUAAAUAAACAAUGACUAAGCUGACAGUAUUUAAGACUAUGUACCACACGAAUAGAUUUUUGUUUUAUCAUCUUAACCAAACAAAAUAGUUAUUAAAAUUACUGAUAAAAUAGAGAGUCCGGGGAAGAUGGUGCCGGGUCAAGUCUCAACUGAGUCUCUGCUGAGUGAGUAGGAGCUCUAAUGAUCAAAUUACCCUGAUAAAAAGGCUCAACCUUUGAAAAUAUCUGCCAACUUUUAUCAGUAAAGGACUCCGGGAGCUGUCGGGUGGACUUUUAAACCUCCCCUUCCUUUCAAAGCUACUUAAAUCAACUUUGAACCUCCUCCCUUGAAAAGCCCAUAAAGCUGUGGGUUGGAUAAAAUAGCCCCAUUUAUUUCUGAGUACGAAGAUGGUACUUACAAGACAAUGUUGCGAAGAACUGGGGAUUUCACCUUUACAACCUGUAACAACUCCCCCAAAGAAAAAACAGGCCAAAAUUUCAACCUACUUCCAUCCCAAGGCUGAUGAAGCAAAUAAUCCAGGAAACCUCCAUUCUCAUGAGUGGUCUAUUGACCACACCUGGAUUGGAAGGGAGGGAAAAGCUAACGUUGGAGGUGAGGGAGUUGACCUGGCAACAGAACUAAAACAAGCUGAGCUAGCCAAAGAGGGACCUGAAGCAAGUUUAGAACAGGAGAAAUUCCUGGAAAGCCCAGAAGCCAUGUCAAACGAGCCUCUUCUCUCCUCCCUAUCAGGAGAGAAUUUAAGAUGCCCUCCCGCGACUGAGCUGACUGAAACAGACAAAUGGCCAAACAGCUUAAGGUUACAGUACCCGGACAACUUUAUCUUCUACUUGUCAGGGAUGUUCGAAGAGUUACUCAAAACUCAUUUCACACAGAUAAGCAAAGAACUUGAGCCAAUUAAAAAUUUCCUUUCGGAAAGCUUGAACCUGCUUACCACCCUAACUGAAUUGAUUAAGAACCAUGAGGUCGCUCUCCCCCACAUGACAUCUGGGAAUAGGACUAAUGGAGGUGAAACCAAGCCGGGACUCGAUUACAAAAAAACAAACAGAAACAAUUCAGUGCAGGAGGGAGGGUCCCUUGCUCCCAAGAAACCGACCUUAAAGAGAAAAUGCUCAGCACAAAAAAUGAAGAAGACCAAAAACAUCAAAUUGAGAGGCCAAAAGGGAACGCCGACCUGCCGGACUAAAAAAAUGAAUUUCCAGAAGCUCUUUAAGCUGCUGGAGAAUACAACAACAAAGAACUCUGCUUCUACAACCCAAAAGAAAAUCACAAACUCAUGCAUGCCAAUAAAGCACUCUGAGGAAAAGUCCCACGUCCCAGCAGAUCACACACCGCCCUCUAGUGGGGAAAUAGGAAAGCCAAAGGAAAUUCCGGCUCCCAUGCAACCAACCCUUCUCUUGACAUCACAAAGAAAUCCAGUGUACCCUAACAUAACAAGAAGGGAUCAAGAUAAAACAACACAGACUUGUUGGAAGCUAACGUUAAACAAUCACAAACUUGCCUUCACAAUACUUCCCACAAAUAGAGGACACUCAUCAUAUGCUCAAAGAAAAGUUAAAUAUUCCCCAAAAAAUCGGAAUAGUCACCAGGGGCCUCGUGACAGCAGAAAAUAUCAUCAAGGUAAAAUUCGUCCCUCAUGAUACGGCCCAAAAUAGGGCUAUCGUGACUUUUAAGGACGGGCUCCCAACUAAGCAGACCCUUUCUAAUAAAGACAAUUUCCUGAGGGCUGGCUUGCUUGUGCACUGUUUCUUCGAAAACAUCGAAGACCCUUUACUACUUCUAGGAGCACAUAGGCCAGUCAGACCAAAAACCAAAACCAGCAGUGCAGAAUCCAACAGCGCCGGAAAUGGUAAGCCGCUCUACCCAGAGGCUGGCAAUCUUAAACAGUCUGGCAGGCUGUACAAAACCCGGCCCUCACCAAAUAAGCUAGAAAAGGAUUUCUCCUCAGAGGAUGAACAACUCCUAACAACCUACCUCGAGCAGAUCCUACUUUCCCAGGAUGCACUAAUUGAAAGAUUAUCAACCAUAAGGAAGUCCCUUCCACCUCUAGCCCCGCCUCCUCCCAUGGAAUUUAAUUACAUCAAUUGCAAAUCAAAGCCUUUAACCAAUGAGGAAUGGACAACUUGUCAAUAUCUGUCUCCAGAAGAAACGGGUUUUCCUACACCUCCACCAACAACCCAGUACAAAUCGCAACAAGUUGAACUAGUAGUGCCAGCGCCAGGAAUUGGCUCAAUCUUCACGGACUGCCUGGGAAUCCUAGAAGCUAUUCAUGCAGAGGAAUUAAUAAGAUCUUAGCGGGUGACUGCCUGGACAGACAAAUUAAUACCCCCAAAUUAGUCUUCCCCUCAAAAGGCUCCCCCAUUCCUCCACAUCGUGGCUCAAUCAAGCCAAACUCAAAGGACCCGAGGAAUCAGCGGCAGAAAACAGCUAUGAGAGCCUGGAAUCUAAAAACGCAAGAAUCAACUGCUGCCCUAAACAUCAUCUCCUGGAAUGUUGCCGGCUAGUCCAGAUGCCUCUCCCAUUCUACAGACAUUCCCUUCUACCGUCAAAACUUUAAUAUCAUCGCUCUCCAGGAGACGUGGGCGGCUGAAAACCCAUCAUUGGAAGGAUACUAUACAUAUGCAGUGAGAGCGGUUGCAGGCAGAGGACCAGGGAGGCUCAAGGGGGGGGGUUAUGCAUCCUAAUCUCACUCUGCCUAAACGCCACCUGUAAGGAAUUGUCCCCCCUAGACCACCUAGCAAUGGCCCUACUCAUAUCCUGGGGAAGCUGCAGUUUACUAAUUCUCAAUGCUUAUAUCCCCCCAACAAGCAAAAAAACCGAUAUUGAGGGCAUCUGGAAUAGACUGGACUCUUAUGUCAGGUUACUGCUAACGGACUAUCCGGGAGCAAAGGUCCUGCUGGUGGGCGACCUAAACACAAGAUUAGGUCCUGAUGACCCGUUUAGAAACCAAAUACAGGCAAAAAAUAGGGUACCCUGACGAUUUUGGCCCGGAGGCUUUACAACUACCAAGGGAGUCAAAGGAUCAACAUUCAAAUUUUGCUGGAGCCUGCCUCCUCAAAUUCUCUAGGCAGCUAAGUCUUCAUAUCCUAAAUGGUUGCACAAGGGGCGACAUUCCCGGGGAAUAUACAUUCAUGUCUGGGGUAAGAUCCAGCACAAUUGAUUAUAUGUUGGCGGACAGCGAAUUGCUAACAAAAAUAGUGAAUUUAAAAGUGCUCCCAUUCAUAGAGGGGGACCAUUUCCCUUUGCACCUCCAGGUGUCUCCGUUAAACGCGUCACCCUUCCUGAGAACAGUAUACCCUGCAGAGAUCACCGCAUUAGAGCAACCUGGUUGCUGAGUCAAAUGGACCCCUGCACUUGACUCCAAACUGAAGAAGAUUCUAACCUCUGAAAAACUCCGUACAAUUUUAACUGACUUUGGGGAUAAUCCUAGGCCUGAGGACCCAGUUUCCAAGUAUGAGAGCCUGCUCCAACAAUUAAAACCCUAUUUUGUUAAUACCACAGAGAAAAGGCCAACUAAACCAAUAACAUCAAAUAAACCCUGGUUUGAUUAUACCUGCUUUGAGGCAAAGAAAGCCCUGCAAAAUGCUUACAAAGCCGCCCUGACAGCCGAAAAUUCUGUCAGACAUCAAGCCUAUCUUGCUGUCCGUGUCCUAAAAAAAGAGUAUAAAGACCUAAUACUCCACCAAAAGAAUGCCUAUACCAGAAAAUGUUGGCUAGAAUUAAUUAGUGUGGCAAAAGCAAAAGAUCAGACACUAUUCUGGAAAUUGGUUGCUUCGGGCACCCAUAAAGCUAUUUCCCCCUUACCCUCACAAAUUCCUCCUAGCCUGUGGGUCUCAUUCUUCCAAUCUUUGUACGAGGACGCUGAACCUCCACUACGGAAUUAUAAUAUAGAACAACUGGCUAAAUGGCCGCCUGUUUCAGUAACUGAAGUGAAAUCAUAUAUAAACCAACUGAAAACGGCCAAAGCCCCAGGCUCAGACGGCAUUACGCCAGAAAUGAUAAAAGCACAGGUGGAUUGGUGGGCACCUUUCUUAGCCACCCUCUUCACCUAUAUAGAUGGCACCGGCCGCAUCCCAAGGGAAUGGGGAACAGCCAUAAUAGUUCCAAUCUAUAAAAAGGGCAACAGAGGGGACCCAGCGAAUUAUAGGCCGAUUAGCCUUUUAAGUGUGAUCAGUAAACUCUACGCAAAGCACCUCCUUAAUAAGUUUACAGAAUGGCUGGAGAAUGAAGAUAUCCUGGCAAUAGAACAAGCGGGCUUCAGACCCGGAAGGUCCAUGACAGAUCACUGCCUAACGCUACAACAUCUCAUCGACAAAUACAACUCAGGAGGGCAGGCCUCACUAUACGCUGCCUUCGUUGACCUAAAAGCAGCCUUUGAUACAGUCUCCAGAACCAGACUUUGGGACAGACUACAGGGUAUCAAUAUAGAUAGAAGGCUCCUGCUCCUAAUUCAGGCACUGCACGCAAACACGGCCCUUAGAGUCAGGUGCAGCCGCCUAGGACACCUAACGGACCCAAUUAAAACCUUCAAAGGAGUCAGGCAAGGGUGCCUAUUGGCCCCUCUACUAUUUAAUUUCUAUCUAAAUAACUUAGUAUCUGCACUCAAUGACUCAGAACUCCACCCGCCGAAGCUUGCAAAUCGGCAUAUUUCGGUCCUGCUAUAUGCCAAUGAUGCAGUAAUUCUAUCCAGAACCCCCAUUGGACUCAAAAGAGCACUAAGAAAGCUCGCAGCAUACUGUGAAUCUGAAUGUCUCAAAAUCAACUAUCAAAAGACCAAGAUACUCGCUUUUGGGGGAAAACCAAAGCUUAGAAGCUGGGAACUCCAAGGCCAUAAAUCAGAACAAGUCACAAACUAUAAGUAUCUAGGAAUGGUGGUACAGGCCUCAGGAACCAACAAACUACACAUAAACUUCAUCGGGAGUUCAGCGGAAAAAACCGCAAAUUGUAUUCUUAAAUUCUUCAGAGCACAAGGGGCUUCUUGGUCCCCGCAGCUCUAAAAUUAUACAAGGCCAAAACUUUGGCACAACUCCUGUAUGGUUCCUUUUUGGGUCCGCCUUCCUCUGCUUUCUCCCCACUUGAGAGAGUUCAAUCUAGACUUCUUAGAGCUCUCCUGCAAGUCCCCAGAUGUGUCUCAAACGCAUGGAUGAGAUUGGAAACGGGGAUGAUGAGAGUGGAGGCUAGCAUUUGCUUAACAUCAAUAUACAAAUAGCUGACAUUGAAUCUGCUCCCCCGAGGGAUAGCCCCACUGAUCCUCUGCGACCAAUUCCAGUCAGGCUGGCAGACUGCAGUUCUGAACACCCUCCCGAAACUGGGUUUUGCCCCUCAGGCCCUUCUAAGUCUGGGCUUGGGCCAGGCAAAAGCCAUGGUCAGGCAAAGAAUAUUAGAUACCGAGAGACAACAGGACUGCGCAAGGUGCCCCGACUAUAAAAUUGGAGAAAUCGAGAGAUACAUAGCCGCACCGGCAGCGUAUCUCUUCUUUCUUGUAUCUAGAAAUGCAAGAAGGGCAUUUACACUCGCCAGAAGCACGGCUCUUCCCUCGCCAGUCCUGGAUGGAGCCUUUAGAAAAGUCCCCUAUGCCCAGAGACUUUGCACCUGUCCAUUGGGAGAGAUAGGAAGCCCAGAACACUUGUUCUUUAAAUGUCCCUUUUAUGAAGAAGCACACAGUAAGUUCAUUGAUCCCCUACUGGUGAGGCUCGCUGACCUCCCGCAAAAGCAAGAAAUUGACCUUUUGCUGUUAGGCAAAGAACAGAAGAAGACCUGGAUGGUCGCCAGAUUCUGUGUGCAAAUCUGUAGACGCAGACCAUCGCCCAACUCAAAAUAGUCCGGCAUGAAAAUCCCCAAACUCGGUUCCAUUGGUGACUCUGAGUCAACUCCCUGGGAUAGUUUAUUGUUGCACAUUGUGUCUAAAUUUAUUGUUGUACAUUGUUUUAAUUGUCUGUUUUAACCAUAUUUGCACACCAGUUUCUAAUGCUGUGAGUGUCCUCUAUUUCAGAGGCUUCUACUCUGCAGCCUCUUAUCGUUGUUUUAACUGCGAGUCUUUUAGUUUUUAUGCCCUUACAGUUGUUUUAACUGCAUGUUUUUAUUUGUUUUUCGUUUUUAUCUGUUUUAAUUAUCAGUUUUUAUCCAUCCAUUAUCCAUGUUUAAUCUUGUUUUAUCCUAUGCUUGUUUCUUUGUCCUUAUUUGCUCCAACAUUUAUGAGUUAAAAAAAUCCUAACUGCUAUUUUAUUUAUUUAUAUGUUUGUUUGUUUUUUAUCCUGGUCUGUGAACGUAAUAAAGUUCAUUCAUAUUGAUAAAAUAUACACAUGAAUUACCGAGACCUCAAUAUGGUGUUUUUUUUCUUUUCUUGACCUGUUGAAACAUAUAUAACAUGGUGAUUUAACAUUUUAUAAACAAAUCACCACUCAUACAAGUUGAUUAGAAAGUGCAGUUAGGAGCAAAUGACUAAGAUGAGAGAGGUGAUGCUAGAAAGCUCUUCCGAUGAGAGAAGUGCAUUUUCAGGUGCCAAAGACUGAAUCACCAUGAAAUCAGUGGAAUGCAAUGCUAUGGCUGGACUGCAAAAGAACUGCUGUUGUAUUAGGCCCGUGUUGCUAUAAAACUCCCUCUCUCCUCCCUGAGGACACUCAUUUGGAAGCAAGGCCUCUGGAACUGAUCUCCAAGUGCAUUGUGUUUUGUAUCAGAAGGUGUAUUGAUAUUGAGUAUUCCAAAACUGUACACCAGCAGCAUCUCCUUUGUUACUCAGGUUUGCCUCUUGUUCUUUUCCAGACGAAAAUAGAAGCCUCUCGGAGCAGCAAAGCCAGUGCUAAUGGAGUCUAGCUGUUCUACCAGCAAAUAUUUGGGCACUCCAGGAUUAAAAGCUCCAUUCUCUGAAGUUGUAGACUAGCCCCUUUCCCACUCCUUUGAUCUGAUAUGGAUGCUUUUUCUUUGCAUCUAAGCCAGGCUGAAGAGCAUGUUGUAUACAGUGCCACUCUCUUCUUUUAUCUUAUUCUGUGUUGUUUAACUUAUUUUUUUGUAAAUAUGUACAUAGGCUAUGAUUGGGAGAAGGUGUAACUUAUGCAAUCUUGUCAGAUGUUAAGAUUUGUAUUUCUAAAUUUUUUAGUAAAGCAGUGGUUUAUUAUU